This is a messenger RNA of Oryctolagus cuniculus (rabbit), 1136 nucleotides long. RefSeq names its product radial spoke head component 1 (gene RSPH1). NCBI's taxonomy places the organism in Eukaryota, Metazoa, Chordata, Mammalia, Lagomorpha, Leporidae. Gene Ontology annotation, biological process: axoneme assembly; spermatid development. The record is from RefSeq and is a predicted model, not a curated record. Gene Ontology annotation, cellular component: nucleus; motile cilium.
CGCUCUCCUCCUAGCAUCCCGGACCUGCGCGAGACCCGGCUGGCCCCGUCUCCAUGGCGACAGCCGACGCGGCGGCGGGAGUGGCCGGUGCCUAUCUGCAGGGAUCGGAGCUGGGCCGAGGCCAUGUCGGACCUGGGCUCGGAAGAGCUAGAGGAAGAGAGAGAGAACGAUCUUGGGGAGUACGAGGGGGAGCGGAACGAGGCAGGCGAGCGGCACGGGCACGGGAAAGCGAGGCUGCCCAACGGCGACGUUUACGAAGGGAGCUAUGAGUUCGGGAAAAGACACGGCCAGGGCGUCUACAAGUUUAAAAACGGAGCUCGGUACAUCGGAGAGUACGUGAAGAACAAGAAGCAUGGCCAGGGCACCUUCAUCUACCCGGACGGCUCGCGGUACGAAGGGGAGUGGGCCGACGACCAGAGGCACGGCCACGGCGUGUACUAUUACGUCAACAACGACACCUACACCGGAGAGUGGUUCGCUCACCAAAGGCACGGGCAAGGCACCUAUUUCUACGCGGAGACGGGCAGUAAGUACGUCGGUACCUGGGUGAAUGGACAGCAGGAGGGCGCGGCCGAGCUCAUCCACCUGAACCACAGGUACCAGGGCAAGUUCCUGAACAAAAACCCCGUGGGCCCUGGGAAGUUUGUGUUUGACAUCGGGUGUGAGCAGCACGGAGAGUACCGCCUGACAGACGUGGAGAGAGGAGAAGAGGAGGAGGAGGAGGAGGCUUUGGUAGCGGUCGUCCCGAAAUGGAAAGCCACCAAGAUCACGGAACUGGCCCUGUGGACGCCGACGCUCCCCAAGGAGCAGGCCCCGUCGGAGGGACCUGGCCAGGAGGAGACCCCGCGGACCGAGGGCAUCGGCGAGGACACGGAGGAGAGCCAGGGCCUCCUGGAGGGGUUCGAGGGCGAGAUGGAGAUGCGGCCGGGGGACGAGGACGCCGACGUGUUCAGGGACGACAACCGGGAGUUCGGCUACGACGUGGACCAGGCCAACGCCAGCUUCGAAGAAGAGGAGGGCAGGCAGUCGGACCUGCAGGAGUGAGGGGCGCGGGCGGGGCCUGCUCGCUCACGUCGCCUGUCGCCUGUCGCUUGUGAGGCUGGUUUGCAGUCGCAAAUAAACUCCCUUAUCCUUGG